Messenger RNA from Lasiosphaeria miniovina, 3607 nucleotides. RefSeq lists its product as uncharacterized. Lineage: Eukaryota; Fungi; Ascomycota; Sordariomycetes; Sordariales; Lasiosphaeriaceae. The transcript is spliced from 3 exons. Gene Ontology annotation, biological process: regulation of transcription by RNA polymerase II; transcription elongation by RNA polymerase II; transcription elongation-coupled chromatin remodeling. Gene Ontology annotation, cellular component: DSIF complex. Bases 155 to 3376 code for a protein of 1073 amino acids. The record is from RefSeq and is a predicted model, not a curated record. Gene Ontology annotation, molecular function: protein binding; mRNA binding.
CGACUCGACUGCCUGAGCAGGCUUUCUUUGUCUGCAUUUCUCCUCCCACAAAAACCAGCACAGGCCAUCCUCUUUGCAUGCAUCGCAAUCGCCUCUCCUGACUGCGGUUUUCAUUUCGCAUCCUCUGAAAUAUCCACCGAUUGUGUCAGCAGGAAUGGCGUCAAGCACCACUUACGGCGGCGACUCGGAGUCGGACGAGGAAACCUUCAAUCCUGCGCCUGCCGACAUGUCCGACGACGAGGGUGGCGCUGCUAGCAGCCCCGUCCGCAAGGCAGUCGCGCGCACUAGCAGCCCGGCCGCCGACGAUGACGACGAUGGUGACGAUGACGACGAAGACGGCCCUCCCCCCCCUAAACACGCGACGAAGCGACCGCGUCCCGUCCCCGUGAACGAGGCUGUCGAAGAUGAAGAUGAAGACGAAGAGGAGGAGGAAGAGGAAGAUGACGAGGAUGAAGAUGACGUGCAAGGAGGCCACCGCCGUAAACGCCGCCGAGACCGCCAUGCUGCUUUCUUCGAUAUCGAGGCCGAGGUCGACGACGAAGACGAGGGCGAAGACGAGGAGAAAGACGGCGAAGAGAUUGAGGGCUUCAUUGACAAUGCCCAUCCCGAUGACAUUGCCGACGGCGGUCGCCUGAACGAUGAUAGAAGACACCGCGAGCUCGAUCGCCGGCGUGAGAUGGAGGCCAGUCUUGAUGCCGAAAAGCAAGCCGAGAUCCUCCGGGAGCGCUACGGCAAACGCGCCCCUGUGAGAGGCUAUGGCGACAUGGCCGUAGUGCCCAAGCGCCUGCUACUCCCUAGUGUGGAGGACCCCGGAAUCUGGGCAGUCAGGUGCAAGGAAGGCAAGGAGCGCGAAGUUGUCUUCUCCAUCAUGCGCCGUGUCGAGGAGAGACUCGGCACAAAGGACGAAGUCCCCGUCAUCUCUGCCUUUGAGCGCGGAGGCGUAACCUCGGUCAUGAAAGGCUACAUCUACAUCGAGGCGCAGCGGCAAAACGACAUCAUGAUUGCCCUCGACGGCGUUCUCAACGUCUAUCCGAGAACAAAGAUGAUUCUUGUCGAGAUCAAGGAAAUGCCCGACCUCCUGCGUGUCAUCAAGACCCCGAACCUGGAGCCUGGGGCCUGGGUGCGCCUCAAGAAGCCCGCGAAGCACGCCGGCGAUCUUGCCCAGGUCCUCGAUGUGACGGAGAACGGGCUGGAGGCCCGCGUUAAGUUCAUCCCCCGACUGGAUUACGGCGUCCGCGACGAGUCGAUCAACCAAGCUGCAAAGCGCAAGCGACCCGGCAUGCCUGGUCCUCGUCCGCCUCAGCGGCUCUUCAGCGAGGCGGAGGCAAGAAAGAGACACCCACGCUUCGUGCAAGGCAAUCCCUCCACCAACACCUGGACGUACAUGAACGAGGAUUUCGAGAACGGCUUCCAGGUCAAGGACAUCAAGAUCCAGCAGCUCGACGUGAAGAAUGUGAACCCUACACUGGAAGAGGUCACCAAGUUUGCUAGCGGUGCCGAGGAUGGCACAGAAAAUCUCGACCUCAAGGCUCUGGCUUCCACUUUGAAGGACAGCAACUUCAACGUCGCCUAUGUGCCGGGCGAUGUUAUCGAGGUCUACGAGGGCGAGCAACGUGGAGUCAUCGGCAAGGCAACCAAUGUCCAAGGCGAUAUCGUGACUCUCCAAGUCACCGAAGGAGACCUAGUUGGCCAGACGAUCGAGGUGCCUAACAAAGGUCUUCGCAAGCGCUUCAGGCCUGGUGAUCACGUCAAGGUCAUUGGCGGGAGCCGGUACCGAGACGAAGUUGGCAUGGUCGUCAACAUCGUCGACGACCGUGUGACGCUCUUGACCGACCAAACAAACAACGAGAUCACAGUAUUCAGCAAGGACUUGCGCGAGGCCGACGACAUUGGUGGCCAGGGCUCUCUAGGCCAAUACGAGCUUCUCGACCUCGUCCAGCUGGAUCCCACUACCGUGGGCUGCAUUGUCAAAGUUGACCGAGAAUCGGUUGUGGUCAUGGACCAGAAUGGCGAGAACAGGCAGGUGAAUCCGUCCCAGAUUACCAACAAGCUUCCCAAGAGGAAGACAGCCGUGGCGGCCGACCGAACUGGGUCAGAAAUCCGACUCGACGAUGUUGUUCGAGAGUAUGGCGGGCAGCAGCGACAAGGCAAGAUCAUCCACAUACACCGGUCAUUCAUCUUCCUCCACAGCACCGCGACCAACGAAAACGCUGGCGUGUUUGUCACUCGGGCCAGCAAUGUCAACACGGUUGCUGCAAAGGGUGGCCGUAUCAAUAACUUGUCGGGCGGCCCCGACUUGUCAUCCAUGAAUCCAGCUUUGAAGCGGAACCCUACCGGAAAUAACAUGCCGGUGCCCAAGACCUUUGGACCCGACCGCGCCAUUAACCAGACGGUGACCAUUCGCAGAGGUGGCUACAAGGGUCUGUUGGGAAUUGUCAAGGAUACGACAGACACGCAUGCUCGUGUCGAGCUUCACACCAAGGGCAAGAUCAUCACGGUGCCCAAGGUAGAUCUAUCCUUCAGAGACAAGGUCACCGGGCGCCCCAUUGACAUCAACGGCCGUGGCCGUGGAGGGUUCUCGGGAUCUGGCGGACGAGGCGGAUUUGGCGGCGGCGGUGGAGGCGGCGGCGGAGGCGGCGGCGGAGGCGGUGGCGGAGGCGGGGACUGGGCAGGCGGAAGCAGGACACCCAUGGCAUCAGGAGGCCCUGAAAGAACACCAGCAUGGGGUGCCAAGCCAACGUCUACUGCGCGCACCCCGGCUUGGGGACGUGGACCCGAAGUGUCUGGUUCUCGGACGCCAGCCUGGGGCGAAGGCUCUCGCACUGUCAACCCGUACGAUGGCAACCGUACUGCCUAUGGAGGCGCGACUUCUUAUGGCGGUGCGACCGCUUAUGGCGGCGGAUCUCGGACACCAGCCUGGUCAUCUGGAGCCAAGACCCCAGCUCUAGACGGGUUUGGCCAUGGUUCCAAGACGCCGGCCUAUGGUGGAGUCGACACCUGGGGUGGCAAAACACCCGCCUACGGAGUCUCGGCUCCAACUCCGGGUGCCAGCGGCGAUUCCUGGGGCUACACUCCUGGCCACAGUGGGUCCGCGCAUCCUUACGACGCCCCAACCCCCGGCGUCGGACUCGGUGCGCCGACGCCGGCUCUCAACGCCCCAACCCCCGGUCCGUACUCGGCACCGACGCCUGGCGCGGUCAGUGCCCCGACGCCUGGCGCCUGGCAAGGUGGUUGGGGUGCGGAAUCGGCGCCCACACCUGCAGCUGGCGCACCAACGCCGGCUGCGAGCGGGUACUAUGGCGCGCCGACCCCCGCCGCAUAUGGUGCCCCUGAGACACCGGCGGCGAGCGGGCCUCGGUAUACUGAUGACGAUUGAGAUUGAGACGGGGUCAUGUUGAGCGGAUGGAAUGGUCUUGGUCUGUCUGGCGUUUGGGGUUAGCUGUUGGAGGUUAGGAUUGCGACAACAGCAGUGCAGCAGUCGUCUUAUCGGUCUUGGGUUUAUGGCGUCUGCAGUGCAAAGGGGCAAAAUAUAGCAUAUUUCGGUAGAGAAGGGUCUGUCGCAUGUAAUUUAGGUAGACACUAAAUCCCAUGACAAUUUUUUGUUAUG